AGUAUUUGAUUUAUUUAUGCGAAAUAUAUCUAUGAUUUUAGAUCUUUAUUCCAUCGAAAACCAAUAUUGAUUUUAAUUAUCAUUGUUGUUUUUACCUUAAUAACUAUCAUUAGUAUUACAGUAUUGGCUAUUUUCAUUAAUAAAGCCAAAACAACAAUUAAUACAACUACGACUGCAAUUGAUGUAUCGACAACAAUGCUUACAACGUCAUCAACAAAAACAUCAACUCAUACAACGUCGAUUAAUUCUCAUACAACAACAAUGAAUGUAUCAAAAUUUAAGAAAUGGAAACAAGAUGCCAUCACUGUGGCUGGUGGAAAUGGAGGAGGACAGCAAUUAAAUCAACUCAAUCGGCCUUUAGGAAUCUACAUUGAUAAAAAGAAAAAUGUUUUCAUUGCUGAUUGUUCCAAUCAUCGUAUUAUUGAAUGGAAAUAUAAUACAAAAGAAGGACAAAUCAUUGCAGGUGGAAAUGGACAAGGAAAUCGAAUAGAUCAGUUGAAUCAUCCAGUAAAUGUGAUUGUUGAUGAACAAACUCAUUCGAUCAUCAUUGCUGAUACUGGGAACAGACGAUUGAUUCAAUGGUUAAGUCAAAAUCAACAGAUUCUCAUUGAUGAUAUUGACUGUUUUGGUUUAGCAAUGGACAAAAAUGGAUCGCUUUAUGUUUCGGACUGGAAGACGAAUGAAGUAAGACGAUGGAAAAUGGGAGAAUACAACAACGAAGGAAUUAUAGUGGCAGGGGCAAAUGGAAAUGGAAGUCAACUCAAUCAACUCAAUUGGCCUACUUUUAUCUUUGUUGAUGAAGAUCAAUCUGUUUAUGUAUCAGAUUUUGAGAAUCAUCGUGUAAUGAAAUGGAGAAAAGAUGCAAACGAAGGAAUAGUUGUGGCUGGAGGAAAUGAUCAAGGAGGAAAACUUAAUCAAUUUCAUUAUCCAAAAGGUGUAAUUGUUGAUGAUUUGGGUCAAAUCUAUGUAGCAGAUCUGGGGAAUCAUCGAGUAAUUCGUUGUUAUGAAGGAAAAGAAGACGGUGAAAUUGUUGUUGGUGGAAAUGAUAAAGGUAAUCAAUCAAAUCAAUUCCGUGGUCCUACUGGUUUAUCUUUUGAUGAUGAGGGAAAUCUUUAUGUUGCUGAUUUUGGAAAUCAUCGAAUUGAAAAAUUUGAAGUAAUUUUUUGA
Molecule: messenger RNA, 1167 nt
Organism: Adineta steineri
Lineage: Eukaryota; Metazoa; Rotifera; Eurotatoria; Adinetida; Adinetidae
Source: the annotation of a GenBank genome assembly